Eurytemora carolleeae is the source of this 693-nucleotide messenger RNA. RefSeq lists its product as uncharacterized. The record is from RefSeq and is a predicted model, not a curated record. The coding region runs from base 85 to 678 and encodes 197 amino acids. Lineage: Eukaryota; Metazoa; Arthropoda; Copepoda; Calanoida; Temoridae. The transcript is spliced from 2 exons.
GAUCUUCAGACGUCAGUUGAAGGUCGACUUUGAAGCAGUGAAGAGCCCUGAACUGUGAUGGUUUAGAGAUUGAUUGAUUGAGUGAUGGGAGAUACAAGUAUGACAGCUCGGCCCCCCCUUCCCUUCCACCUUCUCAACCCACCCCCAGGGGUUCAUUUCCCAUCAAUAUCACCUUUUAUUCAUCCAGUUGCAAUGAGCUAUGCUAAGAGUUGGCAGGAGAAUUUAAAAAGACUUCAACGUCCGGAGAUUAGUUUAAGUAUUCGCCCUCCAUCAUCAGAAUUCAAUCAGAGCCUCCGCCCUCCGCCUUGUUCAGAGUUUUCUCUCCGCCCUCCGCCCAGUAUAAGUUUAUCUAUUCUUAACUCCUCUUCACUCUGUGAUCCCAAACUAGAGUUUAAUUCCGAAAUUAAAUCCUCUUUCAAGCUAGAAGAUGAGUCGGGGGCCCUCAACCUGUCUAAAGGAGGGGGCGAGGAUUGGUCGCCACCCCCCUCAACUUCUCCUGAUACAAGUAGGAGUUCUCCCCCCCGGUCGCCUCAGGGAUACAGACCCCCUACAUAUACUAGUCUGGAGAUAUGUGUAGUGUGUGGGGAUAGAGCAUCAGGUUUAUAUUUAUUAAACUUUUACAUCCUUUCACAUAUUCUUUCCUUUAAUCAUUCUUCCUUUCAUCCUUUAUUGAUAUAAAUUUAAUAUUUAUUC